Molecule: messenger RNA, 866 nt
Organism: Enhydra lutris kenyoni (northern sea otter)
Lineage: Eukaryota; Metazoa; Chordata; Mammalia; Carnivora; Mustelidae
Product: 60S ribosomal protein L10-like
Exons: 5
Coding region: 101-433 (110 amino acids)
Biological process (GO): ribosomal large subunit assembly; translation
Cellular component (GO): cytosolic large ribosomal subunit; ribosome
Molecular function (GO): structural constituent of ribosome
Source: RefSeq, a predicted model, not a curated record
AUGGUACCUACGCGUGAAGAUAGUCCGCCUAUAUAAGGCAUACGCAGGCGUGGGAGCGCCUCUUUUCCUUCGGCGCGCCACUGAAGAUCCUGGUGUCGCCAUGGGCCGCCGUCCCGCCCGGUGUUACCGGUAUUGCAAGAACAAGCCGUAUCCAAAAUCUCGCUUCUGCAGAGGUGUCCCUGAUGCCAAGAUUCGCAUCUUUGACCUGGGGCGGAAGAAGGCAAAAGUAGAUGAGUUCCCACUAUGCGGCCACAUGGUGUCCGAUGAAUACGAGCAGCUCUCCUCUGAAGCCCUGGAGGCUGCCCGUAUUUGUGCCAACAAAUACAUGGUGAAAAGCUGUGGCAAAGAUGGUUUUCACAUCCGAGUGCGGCUCCAUCCCUUCCAUGUCAUCCGCAUCAACAAGAUGUUGUCCUGUGCUGGAGCGGACAGGUGAGCUGGGUCCUGGGUCUCUGCCUUUUCAGGUGUUUUGCCAUAGUUGAGGCCCUUGUUUGGCUUGAUUUUUUUUCUUAAUCAGAGUAAAUAAAUGGGCCUCACACAACCAAACUCAACCACCUGUAAUAAAACCAGGUUACAUGUUACCGGGUGCAUUUUAAUGGACUAUUUUCCCCUCCUACCACUGCACAGAAUUGACUUGAGGGAACGAGCGUAAGAGACAUGGUGACUCAGACUUCACCUCUUGGUGACUGACUGGUGGAGGGAGGUGCUUCUGAGGGAGCAGCGUUAAUCCUGCUGACAGCCGUCUGCCAGCAGCAGGUAGCUGAAGCAGUCACAGUUCAGGCUUUCGGGUGAGCCCAGUGCCACCUCAUAGGUACUGGCUAGUCAGUUUUGGGGUUUUCUGUUCUCUGCAGCCAAUUAAGCCGACUGUG